Molecule: messenger RNA, 657 nt
Organism: Saprolegnia diclina VS20
Lineage: Eukaryota; Oomycota; Saprolegniomycetes; Saprolegniales; Saprolegniaceae
Exons: 2
Coding region: 1-657 (218 amino acids)
Source: RefSeq, a predicted model, not a curated record
AUGCGUGCGACGACGACACCGGCGCUUGCCAUGUAUGUUGCUACAGUCGCAUCGCGGCUCUAUUGCCGUCCCGCGAGCGGCGACCACUGCGUCUUUGAGCAAGACGGCACGCUGCAACUUAACAGCUUUGUGGCUUCGAAUCUCCGCGUACAAGACCCGGUGACCAACGACGUCUUUGUCCGGCUCGACAACUGCACCGCCUGGCUGCCGCUACGCUGCUUGGGGUCGUAUACUGCGACUACGACCUGUACCAUCAUCAAGGUGUCGACGCCGACGAAUGUGUACCGCAACAUUCACACCUGGGCAAACAGCAACGCUUUGGCGACGUUGCCUAUCAAUCACCUCGACUCGACAACUUGCCACGUCAUCGCAAGUACCGGCAGCUUGUAUGCGCGAGUCUCGUACAACAAUCAUGUCGGCUGGUGCCGUCUCGAGCAAUCGGACGUCCUCUCGCAGUGUCCGCCGCGCCUGACCGAGCUGGCGGCUGGUCGUUCGAUCCCUGUUGCGAUACUCCAAGGCGACUACUACCUCCUCGUGCUCAACGAGGUCCAAGCAGGUGGGACGACCACGCAGCGCUUCAAGUACCGUAUUCCGCACACGAUGGCGCGCCAGAUCGACAACUGCAUCUCGAAAGGCCGGCACCAGUACCAAGCCUGA